UCAGGAUACUCGGGAGCAGCCUUGCUGGCCAUUCUCUUCGCCUUACCGUUCGCCUGGAGAGUUCUGGUGCAUCACGAGCACGGUCAUUGGGAACAUCCCCUUCCCGCCUUCUACUUCGCCCACCUGGAGCUCUUUCUCGGCAAUGGCUGCCUAGGAAUAGGGGUGAUGAUGCUGCUAGCCUUAACUCUGGAAAGAUACGUCAGCGUUUGCCACCCAGGCCACGCCAGGCCCAUCCUUGGGUCACCUGUUCGAGCUGUAACCCUCAUCCCCUUGAUAACCUUCGUCUUUUACAUCCCCACUCUCUUUCGUAGCCAAGUAAGGACUUGCAGGAUCGUUCCGGAGAUGAUUCUGAUCUACCAGAGGAUAGAAGAUACGGAAUUUAUCAACCACCCCUUGUAUAGUGUCUACAGCGUUGUCCUAGAACUGAUAUUCAAAGUGAUACCGGUUAUUUUAUUGGCGGCGUUGAAUUUGAGGAUUUUAGUGGUUUACAGACGGUCUUGUGAGAGAAGGAGAAAAAUGAUCUUGAGUAGGAAGUGUUCUGGUGAGGAGGAUCCCAGGAAGUUUGCGGAAGAAAGACGACUGGUGUUGCUGCUGGGAUCUACUAGUAUUUUGUUCCUGCUAUGUGUCACACCAAUGGUUGUACUCAAUGUCACAUUAUCGGAGGCCAAUUUGAUCAAAUAUCCUUAUCAGGU
Messenger RNA from Leptinotarsa decemlineata (Colorado potato beetle), 692 nucleotides. RefSeq names its product probable G-protein coupled receptor B0563.6. Gene Ontology annotation, biological process: G protein-coupled receptor signaling pathway. The record is from RefSeq and is a predicted model, not a curated record. Gene Ontology annotation, molecular function: G protein-coupled receptor activity. Gene Ontology annotation, cellular component: membrane. Lineage: Eukaryota; Metazoa; Arthropoda; Insecta; Coleoptera; Chrysomelidae.